Molecule: messenger RNA, 4961 nt
Organism: Drosophila biarmipes
Lineage: Eukaryota; Metazoa; Arthropoda; Insecta; Diptera; Drosophilidae
Gene: wcy
Product: WW domain-containing adapter protein with coiled-coil homolog
Exons: 13
Coding region: 651-3299 (882 amino acids)
Biological process (GO): regulation of autophagy; positive regulation of TORC1 signaling
Cellular component (GO): nucleus
Molecular function (GO): chromatin binding; RNA polymerase II complex binding
Source: RefSeq, a predicted model, not a curated record
ACUGAUCUUAAAUUGAGAAACGAAUCUUUACGCACCAACGCCAAAAAGACAAAAACCAAAUAACCUAAACCAAUUCGAUUAAUAGCCUAAUAGGUCGGUAUACAAGAAAGCGAGAAAUAGUUAUCAACAAAUAUCCUAUUUAGAAACAAAUUAUUCAAUUACAAUCCUUAACCGAACAGCACAAAUAUAUGCUUUAAACCGAGUUAUAUACCAUUGAUUGACUAACGAAUGCGGAGGAGCAUAAACAUUUAUCAAACUAUUUUAAAUAGAAAUCAAAUUCAUAACCAAUUUAUAAGCGCUGCCUAACAAGUAAAAACUUAAUCAAACUAAAAUAGCCUUAAAACGACGUAGUAAACAAUUAUACACCAAUGCAAAAGCAAACAACAAACAACUAAUGUGCAACCAAAGAACAUAAGUAUAUUUGAAAAGUAUUUAACGAAAGUAUCAACGACAACCAAACCAACAACAAAAACACGAAUGUGCCUCAAACAAAAAGCAACAACAAUCAAUUAAGCCAAAACAAACAAAUGAAAUGGGAAGUAAAUAAGCAAAAAACAAAGACUCUUGUUAAAGUUGUGCCCCCUUGCAAAGCGACCAAUUGGAUUGUCAAAACGAGCAGAAACAACCUGAUAAUUAACUAACAAAUCUCUAUGAGGAGCAACAGCACUUCCUCCAGCAGCAGCAGCAACAACAACAAAAUGGCUGUUGACCUCUCCCUGUCCACAACAACAAUUGCCAAUUGCAACAGCAACAUUAGCAGCCACAAUAACAAUAACAACAACAGUGCGAACAGCAAGGGCGGCGCAGCGGCAGCGACGGCGACGCCUUCGGCAGUGGGCCUGUGUCGCCUAGAAAGCUCAAAGUACAGCAGUUCAAAGCGCGACUACGAACGCGAUCGUUCCUCCAAUUAUCGCGAUCGCGACCUGUCGCCAGGCGCUGGCGGUGGAGGAGGCGGCGGAUCCGCUGGAGGAGGCGGCGGGGGCAGCGGCAAUGGUGGCGGACCAUUGAACAAUGGCAACAGCUACCGCUCCCAGUCGCCGGACAUUGAUUCGCCCUCGUCCCGCUCGCACGAUCUGCGCGAUCGCAGCGAUCAUCGCGGCGGCGGCGGAGGAGGCAAUGGGCGUGGCGGCAGCGGCGAGCGAUACAGCUUCAUGCAGAAGAUGCGGGACCGAGAUCGGGAUGUCUACAAGAAGGACAAAUAUUCAGACAAACGUGAUCGGCGUGGCAACGAUCGCGACUCGGAGUCUUCGUACCGCACCAACCAUGACAGGGAUCGGCGUGGCGGUGGAGGAGGCGGCGGAGGAGGCAACACCAGCGGCAAGCUAUGCUCCUCGCGGGAGAACGACAAACGCUCGGGGUCCGACGAUCGCGAUCGGGAGCGGGAUCGGGACCUGCGCGAUCUGCGCGACAAGCGGGAUCGCGGCUCCGAUCGCGACAGGGACUUGUACAAGAAGGACAAGUAUGCUGACAAACGCGAGCGCAACGAUCGCGGCGAGCGGACGGCGCGUUAUGGCGACUGGAGCGAGCAUGUCAGCUCAUCGGGAAAAAUGUAUUACUACAACUGCAAGACGGAAGUCUCUCAAUGGGAGAAACCAAAGGAAUGGGUGGACAGAGAAAGAAAUUUGCCGCGCGAUCAGCAUCGUGAAAAGGAUUAUCGCGACAAGGAUCGCGAUCGCGACCGCGACGAUCGUUUCUCCAGAUCGACAUACAAACAUUCCAAUUCUUCGCGGGACAAUUCACGACUGAGAUGGAAUUACGACAACGAUGGCGGUCCGCCCAGCCAUCGAAGGCGUUUGGAUGGUCGACACAACGACAAUGCUGAUAUGGACAUAAGCGGCGACUCUACGCCCACCUCGGAGGCCAGUUACUCGCUGAGCGGCACGCCCACCACCCACGGCGGCGGACCGGGCGGAGGCGGUCCCGGUGGCGGCGGCGGUGGUAGCACCGAUCAGCCCAUGAGCAACGCCCUGCCCCGUUUGGCCUCACACCCGAAUGCCAACUCCUCCGCUUCUGGAGCGACAGGCGCAGGUGCGGCGGUGGUUCUGCACUACGGUAGCGGAGCUACCAGUGGCGUCACAAUGCUGCCCACCAGCGGACUGUCGUCUUCGGGAAUGGUUAACAGCAACAGCAGCAACAGUGCCGGCGGCAGCAGCAACAAUGCAAGCAGCAGCAGCCUGAGGAACUCUGUUGUCGGCCACAUCGGCUCCACAUCCGGCACGACUGUGCCCACACUGGGGAGUCAGGAUCCGCACCAGCACCAUCUGAAUUCGAAUGCUCCACUGCCACCGGGUGCCAAGGGCAAGGAUCAGGCGAUGCUAAUGCGCCAGAAAAUGCACCUGGGCCUGGGCGUCCUCGAUGUGCAAUCACAUCACAGCGUCAACUCGGUCGGUUCAGCGGCAGAUGUGGCCAAUCAUGCCUUCAACUCUGUCAUCUCCGGCAGCUUACGGGACAACAGUGUGAACUCGCCACUGUACAUGCCUCAUCCGCACCACAGCCUGUCGCCGUCGUUGAGCUACACAAAGAGUCCCAUCCCGACGAUUGUGGGCCACACGAAUAAUGUGAGCAAUGCCUACACCUGCAAUCCACCCUUCGUCCUCAAGACGACCCCCGAUGGCGGAAUGCUGGUGGCGAACGCCUCUCCGGCCACGCCCGGCGGAAAUGCCUCAUCCGGCUCCAGUGGAGCGAACAGCAGCCAAAGCAUCGUGCCCGGCUUGGGCGCCGUCAGCGGAAUCAGUGUGAUCACCUCGAUGGGCAGCAACAGCGGGGCGGCGGCGGGUGGCGAGGGCCCGCCCACGCCAACCCAGGAACUGGACUUGAGCGGCUCGGCGCUGGAGCAGCAACAGUUGGCCGCCGCAGCGGCAGCCGCGGCAGCGGCUAGUCUUCAGCUGCAAGCGGCGCAGCAGGCCCAGCAGCAGCGGAAAUUGGAUGGCACCUCGUCGGCCACGCUGAGCUCGCUGCAGAGCUGCGUGGGCUCCUCGGGGCAGGCGGCAAACCUGCGCGGCCCCGAGAUUUCGCCCAAGCUGGCCAAAUACUUCCGCGCCGACCUGAUUGCGCAUGUGACCAACUGGCAGGCGGAGGUGCUGGAGCGUCAGGCGCAGAAGUGCUGUGAGGAUACGCACCUUUUUGGCGACAUCACCUGCACGAGGAUAUGCGCCGAGCUGAAGUGCGCCCGCAGUCUGGUUCGCAGCACCGAGAUCAAUGCCACCCUGCAGGAACAAAAAAUUAUGUAUUUGCGCCAACAGAUCCGCCGCAUUGAGGAGUCGAAGACUCAGAACGCGUUCAUGUCGGACGAUACUUAGGAUCAGGAGCAGGUUAGGCUGCGCGUACAUCGCAAGCUGUCUGUCAGGCUCAAAAAGAGCUUCUUCUGGCGCAGCUGAUGAUGAUUGCGAUGAUAAUUGGUCCAUUGUGGCCGCCGCCAGCAGAUAGCCUUUGUCCUCGUUUCGCAGGCCCGGAUCAAGCCCCAAAUUAUUAGGGGCAUCUGGGAGGGAUUGAAUGAUGACGACGACUGGCGGGGCCCACGACAAUGACUGAGAAACCGCGUGCAUCCUGCUCCAUCCUCCUACUUCUCUCCUCUGGGCGACGCAUCACUCCCCACCACCACCACCAGCCCGCGAUUCACUUGUGUUCGGAUCGAGUUCCGGUCCCCAGCCGACCAUAUGGUGGCAGUAUAUUACUGGUUGGGCCGAUCAAAGGAACUUGGCACAAGACAAAUCAGGAUAAAUCAACCAACAGCUGCAACAAGAACUCCAACAAGAAACACAAAAACUAAAACAUAAUUUAUAAUUAGCAAAGCGUAAAUUAAACUUAAAUAAGCAUGAAGCAAGGCGGAGGAAGAGCCACGGAAAUAGCCACAAACACAGAAGUACACCACUCAAGAUAACUACAAAUGGAGAAUAGAGCCGAGAAAACCUAUCGAGAUCAAGAAGCAAUAUGGAUAAAGCCUCGUACCGAAUCGAAACGAAGGAAUGAAAACAAAAACAAAGCAAAAAACAAAAGAAAAUAUAAACAAACGAAAUAGGAUCAAGAACACCAGCAACAACACCAACAAAAAAAACAAGUCAACAUAGUAUACUCAACUGCAAUAAAAAGCUAAUUAAACUAUAUACAAAUUAUAUAUAAAUAUAUAUAUAAAUAAAGUAUAUGAAAGAUUGUAUAUUUACAACAACCGAACAUAAUUAUGUGUGAAAAUCAUGAUGAUAAAAUGAUUACGAUGACAACCAAAAUGCGAGUCAAGGCGAGCAGAAAGCACGCUUCUCGGGACGAGGAAAUCGACACUUUUAUAUAUAUAUUUAUUGUAUAUAUACAGGUUGGGCAUCCUACGACCCAACGCCGUUUUUAUUUAUUUCGAUUGUACGAUCGCAGAUGUUUGUUUACACGUUUGAUUAUUGGCUUACGAUCCUGCUUAUUGGCAUUCAUACGAUUCUAAUUUGUAGUUAUGCACCGGCCACACCCAAAAUUGCAAUUUAAUUAUUUUACAUACACCUAAUUAUUUGAUCCUCCGAUUGAGGAUUGCAGCAAGAUUUGUUUUAGCUAUAUUAUUUUGUAUGCCCUACACUUACGUCUUACCAAGUAUAUGACUAUAUAUUUUUUUAUUAUAUAUGCAUAUAUAAUUUAUUUGGCAGAAGCGACAAUUUUUUUGUUAUUUAAGCGAAGCGGCAGCGAGAGGAGCGCGGGAAAGAAGAACUAACACGUACAUAAGCGAACUUUUUAGUUUUUUUUUAAAUCUUAACUUGUCUAAAAACAACCAACAAACAAAUGAAAUGGAUCUGCAAUUAUGCAGAUUCGAAACAAAAAGAAAGCAAACAACAGUUUAAUAAUGAUAAUGCUAAUACCUAUUGUAGAUAUACAUAUAAAUAAUAUAUAAUAAAUAUAUUAGCUAAGCGUCGAAAACAAAAAAAAACCAACCGAAAAAUAGAAACUUUUAUUAUGAAUUAAUUAAAAAAUACAACAACAACAAAUCA